Molecule: messenger RNA, 987 nt
Organism: Drosophila takahashii
Lineage: Eukaryota; Metazoa; Arthropoda; Insecta; Diptera; Drosophilidae
Source: RefSeq, a predicted model, not a curated record
AGAGACCGGGGCUCAGAUCUCCGACGAGAGCGCCUUGUUUGCUCGCAUUUACUUUCAUUUUUGGACGGGGCUAUAAAAAGCGAAAGCAGAGCGCUGGAUUUGCUCAUAAAGACCGCAAAAGUGCAAAAGUCCACUACGAAGGCAGCUGGAAGCAAAGGAUUACCACAAUGAUUAGACCCAUCUACCUGGCCCUCGCCGCUCUGUUCGUUUUGACCUGCUGUGUAAGUGCAGCUCCAUUGGCGGAGACGGAAGUGGACAACAGUGCCGGUUUGCCCAUCUCUAAAUUGGAUAAGGAGAUCCAGGACUCGAGUGCCGAUAGUAGUGGAGAGAAGGACGACGAUGAGGAGGAGGAUGUUCAAAAGGUGGAGGAGGAAACCAACGAGGAUGAUGAUGAAGAGAGCGGCGCCGACGACGACGAUGAUGAUGACUCGGUGAUCCGCAGACGUCGCGAGGCGGAAACCACUGAGGAACCUUCGGAGGAGACUGUCACCGAAAUCCCCACCGAGGAUCACAAGGUGGACUCAACCACCGGGGCAGCUCCCACCCGGAAACCCGUGCUCGUGCUCAUCCGGGAUGCAUUGAAGAAGGUUACCACUGAUCUGCCCACCGCCCAGGUGGCCAACAAUGCACUGCAGUACUUCCAGCAGUUCGAGCACUUCAUCCAGCAGGCCAUCGAGGAGGUGAUCGGCGAUGAUGACGACGAGGAGGAGACGCCGGCCACUGUCAUUCCCGAAACGGAAACCACAGUCGGGGAUGACAAAAAGCCCGAGUCGGAGAACUCCGAGAAACAGCCGGAGGUCGAGGUCCCUGCUGCAGUUCCCGAAAAGGAGACCCAGGCCAUGGAACCCCUUAAGAUGGAGGAAGCUACCUCUUCGACCUCAGCUCCUCUCAGCAAUGCUGUCUAGUCUAGAUACGUACACAUCAUUCCUCAGUUAUUUAUUGUCAUCUAUUUAUUGAUUAGCUAUAAACUAUAUGCCAUAUUCUGAA